UGAUCCACAGACCGUUUCCCCUCCAACUAGAGAAGAGAGAACUCUUGUCGCAUUUUGGGAAGGGAGCUCUUUUUUACAUUUUUUUUUAUCCAAGCCUGCUUUUUUAGACUGCAGGACCAAAGUUGAAGGAGAAGGUCUCAGGAAAUAAUUUUGUAUUUCUACUACAUACAAACAGACUCGACAAUGUUUGAGGCUCGCUUGGUACAGGGAUCCAUCCUGAAGAAGGUUUUGGAGGCUCUGAAGGACCUGAUCACCGAGGCCUGUUGGGACGUGAGCUCGUCGGGUAUCUCUCUUCAGAGUAUGGACUCGUCCCACGUCUCCCUAGUUCAGCUCACUCUCCGCAGCGACGGAUUCGACUCCUACCGUUGUGACCGCAACCUCGCAAUGGGAGUCAAUCUUAGCAGUAUGUCAAAGAUCCUGAAGUGUGCUGGGAAUGAAGACAUUAUCACUCUCAGAGCAGAGGACAACGCAGACACACUCGCCCUAGUCUUCGAGACACUCAACCAGGAGAAGGUGUCGGACUAUGAGAUGAAGUUGAUGGAUCUCGAUGUAGAGCAGUUGGGAAUCCCAGAGCAGGAGUACAGCUGUGUGGUCAAGAUGCCAUCGGGGGAGUUUGCCCGUAUCUGCCGUGACCUGUCUCAGAUUGGUGACGCCGUCAUGAUCUCUUGCGCCAAGGAUGGCGUUAAGUUCUCGGCCACGGGAGAGCUGGGCACUGGCAACGUCAAGCUGUCCCAAACCAGCAAUGUGGACAAGGAGGAGGAAGCGGUCAGUAUUGAGAUGAACGAGCCAGUCCAGCUGAUCUUUGCUCUCAACUACCUCAACUUCUUCACCAAGGCCACACCCCUCUCCAAGACAGUCAUCCUCAGCAUGUCUGCAGACAUUCCCCUAGUGGUGGAGUACAAGAUAGCUGACAUGGGCCAUGUCAAGUACUACCUGGCGCCCAAGAUUGAUGAGGAGGCUUCCUAAACCUCCCUGGUCCAAACUUCCAAUGGAGUGGGGGGGGGGGGGGGGGGGGGGGGGGGGGUCGGUCAUGUUCCUUCCUGUGGGUGGGGAGGAGGAUCUUGUUGGCGGGUGGGAAAGAGAUGGCUGGCUGACUUUGUCUGCAUCAUGGCAUCGCUAUUGCGUUUUAGUUUUAUCUGGAUAUGUUUGUUUAUCAGCAGUUUGACUGAUCCAGUCAUUUUUAUAUAUAUAUAUAUAUAUGUGUGUAUAUGUGGUAGGGAUCUACUGAUGUCCUUUUCUGGGACUAGGGUUCUUAUUCUAGCGCAAGUACUUUUUAGUUGCUAAUCUUACCUGGCCAGCUGUCUGAGGAAGAUCAACAGAACUCCAUGCUCCCCUUGUUCCCUCUUCUGUUUGGAAAACAAAUGCUCAAUCCAGUUUGUAGAUAUGUCUGUAUAUAUGUUCUGUGGUCAUGUUCACCACUCCAACUUUUUAUUCUUGAACCCCAAUAAAUAAAUACUUUGAUUCUGAUUUA
Oncorhynchus kisutch (coho salmon) is the source of this 1471-nucleotide messenger RNA. RefSeq names its product proliferating cell nuclear antigen-like. The record is from RefSeq and is a predicted model, not a curated record. Gene Ontology annotation, molecular function: DNA polymerase processivity factor activity; DNA binding. Gene Ontology annotation, cellular component: PCNA complex. Bases 184 to 966 code for a protein of 260 amino acids. The transcript is spliced from 6 exons. Gene Ontology annotation, biological process: leading strand elongation; mismatch repair; regulation of DNA replication. NCBI's taxonomy places the organism in Eukaryota, Metazoa, Chordata, Actinopteri, Salmoniformes, Salmonidae.